Molecule: messenger RNA, 945 nt
Organism: Rotaria sp. Silwood2
Lineage: Eukaryota; Metazoa; Rotifera; Eurotatoria; Philodinida; Philodinidae
Source: the annotation of a GenBank genome assembly
AUGAGAUAUACACUUCUAUUUAGACAAAUCUUUUCUUUAUUAAACAAUUUAAAAUAUUUAAAUUUCGAUUCAUCUGCAGGUUGUUCUUCAAACUUAUCAUUUUACAGUUUACAUCCAAUUGAUGUCAGUUCAACUCUCUUAGAAUUACAUGUCGCUUUGGACAACUUCAAUGAUUGUAUUUAUUUACUUGACGGAUGUUUUCAUCAACUUCAAACGCUUUGUGUUCGUAUGUUCAUGAUUCCUUUAUCAGAUACAACAAUUAGCAAUAAAGAAAAAAUACCUAAUUUAAGAUGUUUUUCCCUACAUUGUAAUACGAAAACAAAAGCUUAUGGUGAAUUGAUUGUACCACUUUUACAGCGAAUGUCGAAUUUAGAAAAACUUGAUUUGUAUUUUACAGUUGUUAACAAACGAAUGUUUGUUGAUGGUAAUAAGUUGAAGAAGAAUAUAAUCAAUUAUAUGUCACGAUUAAAAACAAUUUCGUUUAAUAUUCGUUCAAUUAUUGAUCUUUAUAAUCAAACUAAUUUACCAUCAAAUGAAGAUAUUCGACAUAUAUUCAAAGAUUUUCAAGAUAAUCAAAUUAUUUGUUGUGUUGAUUAUUUUCUAGAGACUGAUAGAGCUGAAUAUCUUAUUUAUUCAUAUCCAUAUAGACUGAAAGAUUAUGACCAAAUUUUGAAUAAUUUUACUGGUGGAAUUUUUGAAUGUGUCCGUAAUAUAACUUUAUUUGAUGAACAUUCUUUCGAACAUGAAUUUUUUCUUCGAGUUUCUCAAUCAUUUCCAUUUAUGAAAAGUUUAAAUGUAAUGAAUGACAAGUCACAAAAAAACAAUUUACAUAGUAGACCGAAGAAGAACAAUCAAGAUUUACCAAUCAUUAAAUAUCUUCAUCUUGUUAAACUUGAUCUAACUGAUGCUCACGAUGAUUAUAUCAAACAAUUUCUAGUUGAUUGA